GGCUUCCUCAAUUCAAAGAUGGUGCAGGUUACUCCCGUUGUCCGCCCGAAGAUCGUCAAGAAGAAGGUAACGAAGUUCAAACGUCACCAGUCCAACCGCUUCAAGCGUGUUCCGGAGUCAUGGCGUCGCCCGAAGGGUAUUGACGGCCGCGUGCGCCGUAAAUUCAAGGGCGCCAUCAAGAUGCCGAACAUCGGCUACGGCUCCAACAAGAAGACGCGCCACCUGUUGCCCAACGGCUUCCUUAAGUUCGUUGUCAACAACGUGGCUGAGCUCGAGGUGCUUUUGAUGCACAACCGCAAGUACUGCGCCGAGAUCGCCCACAACGUGUCGGGCCGCAAGCGUCGUGAGAUCAUCGAGCGCGCUGAGCAGCUAAACGUGCGUGUGACCAACCCCAACGCCCGCGUGCGUGCUGAGGAGAACGAGAGCCAACUGUGA
Messenger RNA from Phytophthora infestans T30-4, 435 nucleotides. Its product is annotated as 60S ribosomal protein L32-1. The record is from RefSeq and is a predicted model, not a curated record. Gene Ontology annotation, biological process: translation. NCBI's taxonomy places the organism in Eukaryota, Oomycota, Peronosporomycetes, Peronosporales, Peronosporaceae. The transcript is spliced from 3 exons. Bases 19 to 435 code for a protein of 138 amino acids. Gene Ontology annotation, cellular component: ribosome; cytosolic large ribosomal subunit. Gene Ontology annotation, molecular function: structural constituent of ribosome.